Trichomycterus rosablanca is the source of this 2285-nucleotide messenger RNA. It is a transcript of the gene mamdc2b, whose product is annotated as MAM domain containing 2b. The coding region runs from base 144 to 2132 and encodes 662 amino acids. The transcript is spliced from 14 exons. The record is from RefSeq and is a predicted model, not a curated record. Gene Ontology annotation, cellular component: membrane. Lineage: Eukaryota; Metazoa; Chordata; Actinopteri; Siluriformes; Trichomycteridae.
GUGAGAGAGAGACAGUGAAAGAGAGAGAAAGAAGGAAAAGGAGAAAGUGGGGAUAGGGGUAUGCAAGAUAGAGAAGUCAUAUGCUGUUGGGCAGAAAGACUUUGGUAGAGGAGAACUAAAUUACAUUUUUUAUCCAGUAAAACAUGGCAUUUUGUCUCUUCCUCAGCCUGCUUUUAGUGGCAGUAAAAGCAAAGACUUUGCCGGGCUCAUGCAGUUUUCAGGGAAGUACUUGUGACUAUAUAGCAGAUUCAGCCUCCCUCAGUUGGACUAUCGAUCCCAAUAAGCAUUAUAUCACAGUGGAGGCAGAUAUGCAGGGAAAGGAUGAAAAGGCCGUUUUGUUGGGUCCAGAUGUGGAGCAGCAGGACUGGAGCUGUCUUAGGCUGGUUUAUCAGCUCAGCGGAAGUGCUUCAUUACAUAUUCACACCCGUUCUGAAGGAGAGAGUUUUGACCACACGCUGUGGUCAGCCAAUACCCCCUCUGAUAGUUGGAUCUUUGCAAGUAUAGACCUAAAGAACUCAACAGAACCAUACAAGCUUGUUAUUGAGGGCAGACCAGGAUCAGCUAAAGGCAGUAGUGUGUCAAUAUUUGAGAUCAACAUUUCAGAUCAAUACUGCAUAGACUGUGAUUUUGAGGACACUAAUCUGUGUGGCUACACUAACCAGUGGAACGGCAAUGUCAACUGGUACGUGGGAAGAGGAGCUCCAAUCAACCCUGCCAACAGCGAUGGGCCAGGUCAUUACAUGUAUGUAGAUUCAAUCCACUCAAAGAAUCUCAAGGAGGUGGCCAAAUUGAUGUCUCCUAUGACCACUGUGCCCAUGAUGGGCUGCUUGAGUUUUCAGUACCAACAGGACCAUGCAGAGGGUCACCUGUUCUCAGUGUACAGCAGGGACCAGGUCGGUCAGUACAAAGAGUUGUGGAGAGCCAGUGAGCCUGAGAGUAACCAGGUAGAGGUGGAAGCAAAAACUAAGGUGUGGAUUCCUGUUCAAGCUGCUUUGAGAGCCCCCUACCCUAUACAGGUGGUAUUCGAAGCAUCAUUCAAUAGUCCAAGAGGGGGCCGGGUUUUACUUGAUGAUAUUUCCUUCUCUUCUGAGCUCUGCAGUAAAGAAACAGAGCCCACAAUCGAUCCAGUGGUGGCAAACUGUAACUUUGAGCUGGGCUUUUGCCAGUACACUCAGAAAGGGACCAACAGUGAACUGUGGAAAAGAGUUUCAGUCCGUCCCAACAUCUACAGAGCAGGAGACCAUACAACAGGGAGAGGCUUUUUCUUGUUGGCAAAUUCCUGCUUUGCAUUGCAGUCUGGCUACAUCAGUCGACUUUAUGGGCCUCCACUUCCUGACAACCAGAAGUACUGCUUAAAGUUCUUCUACUCUCUCAGAGGUUUCAGCAAAACAGAUCAGACGUUAUCUGUUUAUCUGUAUGAUAAAGCUGAAACAAAACAAGAGAAAAUAUGGACACAGAGUGACAGUAACAGAGAUGUCUGGAUACAAGUAGAACUCACAAUCCAGAGUCAACAUACAUCCCAGGUGGUGUUUAUUAGUACAUGUAAAAACUUUUGGAAUUGUGUCUCUGCUGCCAUUGAUGACAUUAGCCUCAGACUUGGAGAUUGUGAGCAACAAUUAGGACCAUCUCCAUCUUUUUCUUCUUUCUGUGAUUUUGAGAAUGGGCUGUGUGGAUACACUCAGGAUGGAAAGAGUGACAUAGCACAUUGGGUUCUAAACAGAGGGCCAACACCAACCUCUUACACUGGACCUAAAGGAGAUCACACAACUGGAUUUGGUCAUUAUCUGUACAUCGAAGCCUCCCAAAUCCUGCCAGGUCAAAGAGCUCGGCUGGUGUCCAUCCCCAUUCGAGGUUUUAAAGGAGCUCAAUGCCUGCUUUUCUUUUACCACAUGUACGGCUCUGGUACAGGCCAGCUUAGUGUUCUGCUACAUUCAGAGCUAGAAGAUAAAGACAGGGUGCUGUGGGAGCGUAAUGGAGAGCAGAGCAUGUCCUGGCUAAGAGCAUCACUGACCUACCAGUAUGAUCAUUCACACCAAAUUGUAUUUGAAGCCACCCGAGGAUCAUCAGUUAAAAGUGAUAUUGCGAUUGAUGAUAUUAUAUUUCAAAAGGGACUCUGCGAAGAUGCUGUCUAACCCGACCAGCAGAUGAAAUUACACAAUGUGCACUGCACAUAAGCACACUUAAUAAACCAUACCUUGAAAAACGUAUUAUGAAUAGCUAAAACAACUUCAAAUGCACCUAAUAUUGUUACAUAAUCUCUUAUUGCUUAUAUUUUCUUUCUGUAU